AUGACGGCAGUACAGCGGAUGACCCGGAAACUGUCCGAAGAGCGAGCCUCGACUCUGGCCAAAGAAGCCGUCGAGUUGUCUGUCGCCGGUGACAAAGCGCAAGCUUCUCGAAAGCUGAGAGAGGCAGCUGCUCUUGGUCAUGACAAUCCAGACGUCCAGGCCGCCUUCCUGGCCAUCCAUAACGAUCAACUCAAUUCGCCACUCCUAGACCUGUGUCGGAGAUAUGCCCUGUACCACGAUAAUCGAGCCGGAGACGAGACCGUCGGGUACUUGAAGAGUCCCGAGGCCGCAAAUGCUGCCCCUGUGGCCUUGGAAUCCCUUCGAAUCAUCCUCGAGAGCCAGCCGGUGCCCACCAUGUCCAACGCACAGAAUUUCAUCAUCGCCGAGCUUGCCAGACAAAGCCCCGCUGUCCGGCAAUAUUUUGCCUCCGAACUGGAGGAGUCCACGACCAAAUUUUUCGACAAUGUCUAUGAACGCGGCGAUGAUGCGGCCAACUGCCUUCGGUCUGUCGUUCUCGAUGACAAGCUCUGGUCCUCCGAAGACGUCCGACUUCGGGUGGAAGAUGAUCUGUUCCAGUUGUUCCUGGCCAAAUUAAUGGAAAGCGGCCACGACCACGAUGGCAGAGCUCUCAAGGGCAUCGCUCUUUUACUCAUGGCCGAUACUCAUCGUCUGCAAUCCUUCAUUGACGAGGACGCCUUCGAAGCGCUCAUGGGCUCUUUGGACGUGAGGCUCCCCGCCGACGUUCGCGGCCAGGCUACGCUGGUGCUCUCCAAGUUCUUCGAAGUCGCCAACGCCACUGGGCAGGAGUUUCUCUACAAGUACAUCACUACUCACGUCGCGCGGCAGAAGGGUGAUGAUCUUGUCCUAGCUUUCUCCGCUGCCGCAAAUCUCUUCCCGGUCAUUCCCGGCAUGAUGGCGGAACUAUUCCUGACCAACGGCUUCCUCAGCUCAAUCAUGCCCUUUCUGGGAAAACAGUACCGUAGCCACGUUGUGCACGAUGCAUUUCUCCUCCUUCUUAACGCUGCAUGCAUUGACGGGGCAUGCCGCACGGCAAUCGCGCAAUAUUGUGCCACUUGGCUAUCGCACAAAGUCAACAACGGUACGGGCAAGCAGCCAGCAGUGGCGGCCACCGUCCUGGCCAAGUUGAGGACGGCAGGCGUCAAGACUGGAGAUCAGAGAGCCAAUAUGGCCGAUGAUGAUGUUAGUGAACUCGUUGAUCUCUUUAAAAGCACUCUUGCUGUUGUUGAAGAAGGGCGGAAUGUGUCUGACUCCAUUGAAGGCCUUGCGUACACAUCUCUGAAGCCCGAGGUCAAAGAAGCGCUCGCCAAAGACCCGGCUUUUCUCAAGUCUCUUCUCACGGCACUCGAGGCAAGCCCCGAAUCGCCCGAAAUCAUCGUUGGUGGCCUGAGUAUUAUCACAAAUCUCGCCCAGUACGCCCCAGUCCUCUCAGAAGAACAGAAGAAAGUCUCUCAGUUAAAGGCGUACGCGAAUGCGACAAAACCCGCCGAGCCCAGUCCUUUAGAAGACGACGAUCACGUCCGAGCCCGAUGUGCCGCCUUGGUCCAGGCUGGGACUGUUGCCACCUUGACCAAACUAAACAAAGGCAGAUCUCCAGCAGCCGCUCAGCUGACCGAUCGAGUUCUUUUGGCAUUUUCUAGGAACCCCAAAGAUAGAGGGAAGAUUGCUCAACAGGGAGCAGUCAAGCUUUUAGUUUCUCACGCCCAGAAAAACCUCGAGUCAACAGAUAUCGACAAUUCGGAUGCUGCUCAUGCGCUGGCCAGAGUUUUGAUCUCGUUGAAUCCAGCACAUGUUUUCGCCCCCGGAACUACUCCCGACAUCACCGAGGCAGUGCCGCCUCUAGUGGCGCUGCUGAAACCUCCAAAGAGCGGAGGACUUGCUGCUGAUCACCCGCGCGACCUACUCCCCGUAUUCGAAAGUCUCCUCGCCUUGACCAAUCUUGCGUCGGCACCGGAGCCGUAUGCAGCGAACAGCAUCAUCAAGUUAGCAUGGGACGAUGUCGAAGACCUUCUGAUGGGAAACAACAAUAUGCUCCGGCGUGCUGCCUGUGAACUAAUCUGCAAUUUGACCGUCAUACCCGCCGGUGCGGACAAGUUUACAGAAGGCUCAACCCGGGCCAGGACACGGCUCCAUCUUCUCGUUGCAAUGGCUGACGUCGACGAUUUACCCACCCGAAGAGCAGCUGGUGGUGCAUUAGCCAUGCUUACAGAACAAGAUUCCUCGGUGGUCUCUGCUUUGCUCGACCUUGAACGUGCCCCUGAGAUUGUUCUGGAGUUAUGUCAAGAUGAAGACCCUGGCGUUGUUCACAGAGGAUUAGUCAUUGUCAGAAACAUGGUGUGUGAACACGAUGCGGAACUGUCAAGGAAGGCAAGAGUGGCACUCAAGAAGAGUGAUGCGGUGGAAAAAGUGAAGACAACGUUGAAGACGACGAAAGAUCCCGCGCUAUUGCAGAUUGGCGUGGAGGCGCUCAAGGCGUUGGUUGAGAUGGAGAAGUAG
Molecule: messenger RNA, 2514 nt
Organism: Capronia epimyces CBS 606.96
Lineage: Eukaryota; Fungi; Ascomycota; Eurotiomycetes; Chaetothyriales; Herpotrichiellaceae
Exons: 2
Coding region: 1-2514 (837 amino acids)
Source: RefSeq, a predicted model, not a curated record